GGCGGGCGGGGCGAAGAUGGCGGAGAGCGGCCGGGGCCGGCCCGGGGCUGCCGCCGGGGGCAAGGCGCUGACCGCGGAGCAGGUGGUGGCUCGGUUCAACCGGCUGCGGCAGGAGCAGCGCGGCCUGGCCUCCAAGGCGGCGGAGCUGGAGCUGGAGCUGAACGAGCACAGCCUGGUGAUAGAGACCCUGCGGGAGGUGGACCCCACCCGGCGCUGCUACCGCAUGGUUGGGGGCAUCCUGGUGGAGCGAACGGUCAAGGAGGUGCUGCCAGCCCUGGAGAACAACAAAGAGCAGAUCAGCAAAAUCAUCGAGACGCUGAACCAGCAGCUGCAGGCCAAGGGCAGGGAGCUGAACGAGUUCAGGGAGAAGCACAACAUCCGCCUGGUGGGGGAGGAAGACCCCAAGCAGCCCCCCAAAGAGGGCCCCGAGGGAGCUGGGGCCAAAGGGGGGGCCGCUGGGGUCUUGGUUUCAUAGCCUCCCCCCAACAUUUCCCCUUCCCCCCACUCUGUGUCGUGGCUUUGUUAAAUAAACCUGGGUUGGGCUUC
This is a messenger RNA of Pogoniulus pusillus (Red-fronted tinkerbird), 546 nucleotides long. RefSeq names its product prefoldin subunit 2 (gene PFDN2). Gene Ontology annotation, molecular function: protein folding chaperone. Gene Ontology annotation, cellular component: prefoldin complex; cytoplasm. Bases 17 to 475 code for a protein of 152 amino acids. The record is from RefSeq and is a predicted model, not a curated record. Lineage: Eukaryota; Metazoa; Chordata; Aves; Piciformes; Lybiidae. Gene Ontology annotation, biological process: protein folding. The transcript has 4 exons.